Messenger RNA from Botrytis cinerea B05.10, 1499 nucleotides. RefSeq lists its product as hypothetical. The transcript has a single exon. Bases 192 to 1094 code for a protein of 300 amino acids. NCBI's taxonomy places the organism in Eukaryota, Fungi, Ascomycota, Leotiomycetes, Helotiales, Sclerotiniaceae. The record is from RefSeq and is a predicted model, not a curated record.
GGAAUUCUACAGAAGAUUUCAAAACAAUCUGGCAAGCAUAUCUGGCAAAAGGUGGUUCUAAAAUUGCAAUCUACGAGAAGAUUGAGAACUACAAGACGGCUACAUCCUCCGAGCGAAAUCAAGAAGUCACGAUUCGCACUUGCACCAAAUCGUCAUUAUAAUUUCGAUCCAACCUCGCUUCAAUCUCAGACAUGUCUUCCAGAACCCACCGGAAGCUUUCCCCCUUGACUACCAAUUGGAGCAAUAGGAGUCAUUCAAGUAUAAACUCUGAUGCUUCAGUCUUUUAUUCAGCACUAGCACACCCGACACCAAUCGAGCUCAAGCAACAAAUUCCUCAACCACACUCAUCCCAUGCUCAUCCACACACCAUAUCUUCUCCUCGAGAAUUUUGCCCUACCAAGAUGAAUCGUCAAGACUCAGGUUACGCAGAAAAUGUUUCCUACAUACCCAGUCACAUGCGAACGUCAUCACGACCCAGCUCAAAAUCAUCCUCCCAUAAUCCUCGGCCCUCAUUGAAUGCGUCCCGAAAAUCAUCUUCGCGUUCAAAGGAUUCCUCUAGCACCUCCUCAUCCUCCAGUGCAACCAGUCGCUCAACACCCAAACGCGGCCCAAAAUCUCCUCGUACAUCCACUUCCCACUCACGCCCAAAUGUCUCCAGGCACCACCACAGCCAAACAUUAUCAACGCCACCACAAUACCAAUAUUUCCACUUCCCCUCACUCUCCGAUGACCUGCCUCAAGAAACAUCAAACCCAACUUCAACUCCCGCUCCACCCCCACCAGCUACAAUCCAUUACUGGACCUCAGACCAAACCCGAAGAUUAGAGUACGCAGCCAUUGACGCAGCAAGUAAAGGAAUUAGGGGAUUUGUAACACGAUGUAUACCCGAUUGUUUCUUGCCCGCCGAUAAGAGAGGAAGUAGAUUCUGCCAAGAGGAUAUGCGAGAAGGAGAUGAUGACGCAGGGAGUGUGAGGAGAUAUCGACUAGUCAUGGAAGAUGAGGUUGAGAAUGAGAUGAAAGGGGAAAAGACCAAGGACAGAGCCCAGUCGGUAAAGGAACACAGAAGGAGGUGGAGUUCUUUCAUUAGACGUUGAGCCUAAGAGGAGAUUGUGUUUUCCUGUGGGAUUGCAUUCACGGAGUGGCAGUAACACUUGGUUACGUUGUUAUAGUUCGAUAUGUUUCAUUUGUUCUUGAUACCCCCUUAUAUAAGGAUAAAUGUUUUGAGUUUGGUGGCAGUUAUUUGAUAUUGCAUGUUGGAAUUGAUUGAAAUUCUCAGGAUUUGGUUGACGGCAGAUACAAAGAGGAGAUCACAGCAUUCAUAUGGAAGGAUAGUAGUUUUGGCGUCUAGGAGAGUAAAUGGCUCCGAAAGGAUACGAGAAUAGGUAGUUGGAUCAUAGUAACACAUUCCUACAUAUUGUUUGGAAGAUACAAGAUUGUAGUUACUCCCUGAGGAGAUGAGAGAAUAGUAAUAUCAAAAUAUUAAAAGCAAUCAAAUUCCA